Molecule: messenger RNA, 1881 nt
Organism: Chrysochloris asiatica (Cape golden mole)
Lineage: Eukaryota; Metazoa; Chordata; Mammalia; Afrosoricida; Chrysochloridae
Gene: SLC13A4
Product: solute carrier family 13 (sodium/sulfate symporter), member 4
Exons: 16
Coding region: 1-1881 (626 amino acids)
Biological process (GO): monoatomic anion transmembrane transport
Cellular component (GO): membrane
Molecular function (GO): transmembrane transporter activity
Source: RefSeq, a predicted model, not a curated record
AUGGGCCUGCUGAAGGGCCUCCUGGGAGCCCGCAACCUGCUACUGGUCAUCCUGGUCCCAUUGCUGCUGCUGCCGCUGCUCAUCCUCCACCCCAGCAGUGAGGCCUCGUGUGCCUAUGUGCUGAUCGUCACAGCUGUGUAUUGGGUGUCUGAGGCUGUACCACUCGGAGCUGCAGCCCUGGUGCCUGCCUUCCUCUACCCGUUCUUCGGAGUUCUCCGGUCCAGCGAGGUGGCGGCCGAGUACUUCAAGAACACGACGCUGCUGCUGGUGGGCGUCAUCUGCGUCGCGGCUGCUGUGGAGAAGUGGAACCUACACAAACGCAUUGCUCUGCGCAUGGUCAUCAUGGCCGGGGCCAAACCGGGCAUGCUGCUGCUGUGUUUCAUGUGCUGCACUACGUUGCUGUCCAUGUGGCUGUCCAACACCUCCACCACCGCCAUGGUGAUGCCCAUCGUGGAGGCCGUGCUGCAGGAGCUGGUGGGCACCGAGGACGAGCAGCUCGUGGCGGCCAACGCCAACACCGAGGAGACUGAGCCCAUCAGUCUGGGUGCAAACAACAGCCAACCUUCUCUGGAACUCAUCUUUGUCAAUGAAGACACUUCCACGGCCGACUUCACGUCUCUGAUGCAGAACAAGAACCUAAACGGUGUACCCGCCAUCACCAACUCCAUCCAAACAGCAAACCCCCGGGGCAAGAAGCGGCGCUCGUCCAGGGAAAAGCCCCUGGUCCUGACCCCCAGCCCCAGGAAGCAGGAGCUAAGCAGAAAGUACCCAUCUCAGCAUGACCAGAUGAUCUGCAAAUGCUUGUCCCUGAGCAUCUCCUAUGCCGCGACCAUCGGGGGCCUGACCACCAUCAUCGGCACCUCCACCAGCCUCAUCUUCCUAGAGCACUUCAACAACCAAUAUCCGGCCGCAGAGGUGGUCAACUUCGGCACCUGGUUCCUCUUCAGCUUCCCCAUCUCCCUCAUCAUGCUGGUGGUCAGCUGGCUCUGGAUGCACUGGCUGUUCCUGGGCUGCAAUUUUAAAGAGACCUGCUCUCUCAGCAAGAAGAAGAAGACCAAACGGGAAGAGCUGUCGGAGAAGAGAAUCCAGGAGGAGUAUGACAAGCUAGGUGACAUCAGCUACCCGGAGAUGGUGACUGGGUUUUUCUUCGUGCUGAUGACUGUCCUGUGGUUCACCAGGGAGCCUGGCUUUGUCCCAGGCUGGGACUCCUUCUUUGAGAAGAAAGGCUACCGCACAGACGCCACUGUGUCCCUCUUCCUCGGCUUCCUGCUCUUCCUGAUUCCAGCCAAGAAGCCGCGCUUCGGAAAGAAGGAUGAGGGGGAGCCUGAGGAGCCCUCGCUGGGGUCGGAACCCAUCAUCACAUGGAAGGACUUUCAGAAGACCAUGCCCUGGGAGAUCGUCAUCCUGGUGGGAGGGGGCUACGCGCUGGCCUCAGGCAGCAAGAGCUCGGGUCUCUCCACGUGGAUCGGACACCAGAUGUUGUCCCUGAGCAGCCUCCCUCCGUGGGCUGUCAGCCUGCUGGCCUGCAUCCUGGUGUCUAUUGUCACUGAGUUUGUGAGCAACCCGGCCACCAUCACCAUCUUCCUGCCCAUCCUGUGCAGCCUGUCUGAAACGCUGCGCAUUAACCCGCUCUACACCCUGAUCCCGGUCACCAUGUGCAUCUCCUUUGCAGUGAUGCUGCCUGUGGGUAACCCACCCAAUGCCAUCGUCUUCAGCUAUGGGCACUGCCAGAUCAAAGACAUGGUGAAAGCUGGCCUGGGGGUCAAUGUCAUUGGUUUGGUAAUAGUGACGGUGGCCAUCAACACGUGGGGAGUUAGCCUCUUCCACCUGGACACGUUUCCUGUCUGGGCUGAGGUCAGUAACAUCACUGACCAGGCCUAG